Guillardia theta CCMP2712 is the source of this 3915-nucleotide messenger RNA. RefSeq lists its product as hypothetical. Gene Ontology annotation, molecular function: magnesium chelatase activity. The coding region runs from base 1 to 3915 and encodes 1304 amino acids. Gene Ontology annotation, biological process: biosynthetic process. The transcript is spliced from 11 exons. NCBI's taxonomy places the organism in Eukaryota, Cryptophyceae, Pyrenomonadales, Geminigeraceae. The record is from RefSeq and is a predicted model, not a curated record.
AUGUGUGAACGCUCUCAGCUUCAAGAGAUUGCUGAAGCUCCCACACACAAAGGGGCAUCUUCGGAAACGGGGCCAAAGAGGAAAUUUUGGGACCCGACGUAUGCUGGGGAGGAGAAGUUUCGGGUGGUCUUGAUAGCAGGGUUCGAGACUUUCAACAGGCAGCUGUACCGCAUGGCCGCGGAGAAGGCGGUGGCGCGAUGCCCUGGACUUGAGAUCUGGGUUUUCACAGACCAGGACCUUCAGUCACAGCAGCCGCUCGUUGAACAAGCGGUCGAUGAAGCGAAUGUUGUGUUUGCGAGCCUGAUCUUCGACUUCGAGCAAGUGAACUGGUUGAGAGAAAGGAUCCUCCGCGUGCCCGUGAGGUUCGUCUUCGAGAGCUCGCUCGAGCUCAUGUCAUCGACGAAAGUCGGCUCGUUCAGCAUGGCCUCCCAGCCGGGCAAGAAACAGGGGAUGCCUCCUGCGGUGAAGUCGCUGCUGUCAAAGUUCAGCAGCACCAGGGAGGAGGACAGGCUGGACGGCUACACCAAGUUCUUGAAGUCCGGGCCGGCUCUGCUCAAGUUCAUUCCCGGAGAGAAGGCCAAAGAUCUGAGGAGGUGGCUGCAGACUUAUUCGUACUGGAACGCUGGAGGGGUUGACAAUGUUGCCAACAUGUUUUGCUCCCUCGCAUCUGAGUUUGGAGGGCUUCAGCCGGGCAGCCCGGCUGCCGAGGUCAUUGAAGCUCCGCAGAGGGGGCUGGUGCAUCCUGCAAGACCGGGGUAUUACUUCAAGACGCCCAGGGAGUAUCUUGACUGGUACCGGGCUAAGUUCCCUGGCAGGGAGUCCUGGCCAGUAGCAGGAAUCCUGCUGUAUCGGAAGCAUGUUAUUUCGGCUCUUCCCUACAUCGAUGAGCUUGUUACUCACAUGGAGACUAAGGAAAUCCUCCCCCUCCCCUUGUUCAUCACCGGGGUGGACGGGCACAUAGCAGUUCGGGACUUCUUGACCUCCCCGCACGAGCAAGAGCAGCUCCGGGCCGGCACGAUCCCGGUGAACCCAACCCUGUCCCCCGAUGCGGUUAAUGUCGAUGCUGUUAUUUCCACCAUCGGCUUCCCGCUCGUCGGCGGGCCGGCAGGGUCGAUGGAGGGGGCGAGGCAGGCGGAGAUAGCAAAGGAAAUCCUUCAAGCCAAGAACGUCCCCUACUUCGUCGCGGCGCCCCUGCUGAUACAGGACGUCAAGUCGUGGUUCGGCCAGGGCAUCGGAGGGCUGCAGUCAGUAGUGCUGUACAGCCUGCCGGAGCUCGAUGGGGCGAUAGACACGAUCCCGCUAGGCGGGCUGUGCUGUGGGGACAAGGACGGUGAGAUCCGUCUGGUGGAGGAGAGACUGGACAGGCUGUCGACGAGGAUCAAGAGAUGGGUAAGUUUGCGGUCGACCCCCAAGUCAGAGCGACGCGUAGCAGUAGUGCUCUAUGGUUACCCUCCAGGGAUCGGGGCUACUGGGACGGCGGCCCUGCUCAACGUGCCGACCUCCCUGCACAAGCUGCUGUCCAAGAUGAAGGAGGAGGGCUACGAUGUCGGCGAGCUCCCCGAGGAUCCAGAGGAACUUCUGCAGAUGGUGAAGGUGGCGGACGACGAGUCGGACUCCGGACGAGGAUACGCCAACGCCCAGUACGCCCAGCGAGGAGGAGCGACCGUCUCCACUGACCAGCUGGAGACCUGGUUGGGGUCCUCCGAUACUCAGCGAGUCUCGAAGAACUGGGGAGGGUCGCUGGACCGGUCAGGGAUCAGGACGGUAGGAAGCGGAGAGAGGGCGCAGAUGCUGCUGGGGGGGGUCCUCUUCGGCAAGGUGUGGGUAGCCGUCCAGCCUCCUCUCGGCCUGCCCGGGGACCCGAUGCGCCUGCUCUUCGAGCGGGAUAUGACCCCCCAUCCCCAGUACUCCGCAUUCUACAAGUUCCUGGAGAGGAAGGAGGAGGACAACGGGUUCGGGGCCAACGUUGUGGUUCACUUCGGAAUGCACGGGACAGAGGAGUGGCUGCCCGGCACGUCGCUGGGGAACACGGGCGAGUGCUGGCCGGACAUUCUGACAGGCUCCCUUCCCAACGUGUACGUGUACGCUGCCAACAAUCCCUCCGAGUCGCUGCUGGCUAAGAGGAGGGGGUACGGCACCCUCAUCUCGCACAACGUGCCCCCCUACAGCCGCGCUGGGCUCUACAAGGAGCUGCAGACCCUCCGGGGGCUCAUCGCUGACUACUUCGAGGGCCUCUCAAGGGAGAGCCGGGGGGCAGCGAUGAAGGUGCUGGAGGAGGCAGGAGGGAUCGACGGGGGGGAGGAGGCGGUGGAGCGGUGCGCUGCGUACAUGGUGAGGGAGAACAUGAUGAUGGAGUACUGCGAGAGGCUGAAGGCGUACCUUGCUGAGCUCGAGCAGAGGCUCUUCUCGUCAGGUCUGCAUGUGCUGGGCGACCCUCCCGUGGAGCAGGCGAUGGAAGCGUACUUGCGAGCGUACUUCGAGGACGGAUCGUGGGAGGUCACGUCCAAGGAGAGGACAUGGGAUCGCUUCCAGGAGGCCGUGCGUCAGGGCUGCUCCAUCAGAGACCUCCUCCUUCGCAACACGGAGGAGCUCGAAGGUGUGCUCAAGGCUCUCAACGGAGAGUUCGUUCCCCCUGCUCCAGGAGGUGACCUGCUCCGCGACGGCUCGGGCGUCCUGCCCACAGGUCGGAACAUCCAUGCGCUCGAUCCCUACCGCAUCCCCUCGAAGGUUGCCAUGGCAAGGGGGAAGGCGGCGGCGGAGCUUUCAAUCUCCUUGCACAGGAAGGACAACAACGAUGAGUUCCCUGAGACCAUUGCGGUGAACCUGUGGGGUCUAGAGGCGAUCAAGACUAGGGGAGAGUCAGUCGGGAUCGUGCUGGGGCUGGUGGGGGCUGAGCCCGUCGUCGAGGCCACAGGACGAGUCGUGCGGUUCGACCUGAUACCCCUGGAGAAGCUCGGGAGGCCUCGGGUGGAUGUGCUGACGUCACUGUCGGGGAUCUUCAGGGACUCUUUCUCGAAUGUUGUUGAGCUCCUCGACGACCUCUUCGAGCGAGCGGCGAAAGCUGACGAACCCGCCGACAUGAACUUCAUCCGCAAGCACGCGCUCGAGCUCCAGGCAGCUGGGGAGACGGUGGAGGCGAGCACAGCAAGAAUCUUCUCGAACCCACCCGGAGAGUUCGGGUCCCUAGUCAACGAGCGAGUGACGGACGGGAACUGGGAGGACGAGGCUGACCUGGGCGAGACCUGGGCCAAGAGGAACGCGUUCUCGUUUGGGAGGAGUGGGAGAGGAGUCGAGCGCCGCUCAACCUUGAACAAGUUGAUGUCAACCACGGGCCAGGUCGUUCAGUGCGUCGACUCGGUCGAGUAUGGCUUGACCGACAUCCAAGAGUACUACGCCAAUACAGGAGCGAUGGUCCGAGCCAUGGACGACCUGCAAGGAGGAAAGGGGAAGGUGCAGGCAUCGGUAGUCGAGAGCUACUCCAAGGUCCCCCGUCCGAAGAGGAUCAACGAGGUUCUCAGGCUCGAGUACCGCUCAAAACUUCUCAACCCCAAGUGGGCGAACUCUAUGGUCGAUCAGGGUUCUGGAGGAGCGUUCGAGGUAUCGCAGAGGAUGACUGCCAUGAUUGGCUGGGGAGCGACUACCAAGUUCAAGGAGCCGUGGGUCUUCGACCAGUCCGCUGCCACCUACGCCCUCGACCCUGUCAUGGCGCAGAAGCUGCGGGACAGCAACCCUGAGGCCUUCAAGAACAUCGUCGGUCGCUUGCUUGAAGCCAACAACAGGGGUAUGUGGGAGGCGAAGCCCGACGUGCUGCAGCAGCUGCAGGAGAUCUACGAGGACAUCGACGACGCCAUCGAGCUCGGCACGGCUGCCCAGCGCCUGUCCGACAUCACCAUGCAGCAGAAGGAGAAGAGAUGA